This is a messenger RNA of Lethenteron reissneri (Far Eastern brook lamprey), 3588 nucleotides long. Its product is annotated as spermatogenesis-associated serine-rich protein 2-like. NCBI's taxonomy places the organism in Eukaryota, Metazoa, Chordata, Hyperoartia, Petromyzontiformes, Petromyzontidae. The record is from RefSeq and is a predicted model, not a curated record. Gene Ontology annotation, cellular component: cytoplasm. Gene Ontology annotation, molecular function: protein binding.
CGUCCUCGCGCGCGUUUAUUCGUUAUUUGUCAAAUCAAAACAGCAACUUGUUAACUUGUGAGGCGAUAUUUAGCGCUGCAUUUAGCAUUGCACGACAGAAACACGAACUUUAUUGUUUGUCGUUAUUUUGUAUUUUUCACGCGGCCACCGUCGCCUCGUGAGGCGACCUCGGCCGCAGCGCGCGCGGCGCGCCUCGCCGCCACGCAGUUUACAACAACAACCACAACAACAACAAUCACAACAACAAUCACAACAACCACCACAACAACCACCACAACAACAAUCACAACAACAACCACCACAACAACAAUCACAACAACAACCACCACAACAGCCACCACCACAACAAUCACCACAACAACCACCACAACAAUCACCACAACAAUCACCACAACAACCACCACCACAACAGCCACAACAACCACCACCACGAUUGCUCUCUUUGUGUCAUUAGUCAUUGGCACCAGCAGAAGGACGAGAGAGACUUUCAAGUCGUCGUUGUGGGAAUAAUUUGACAUUUAGAACGGCGACGGCGCCGCCGCCGGCAUCUGCAAUGGCCAGGAGACAGCAGACGAGAGACUUAUCUGACAUGACGUUCGACAUGAAAACCGGCGUCGUUCUGGCCCAGCCUGGCACCCAGGAAAACAUUAAAGAGAAGGUGAAUGCGGUUCGCACUAUCGUCCCAAACAGAAGCAAGAACGAGGUGGUGCUGAUUCUGCAAUACUUUGACUACAGCGUGGACAGGGCGGUCCAGGCCUUCCUGGAAGAUGAAGUCGCCGAGAUUUUUAAAGAGUGGAACAUCUCCGGGAAAAAAAAGAACUCGAGGAAGAAGCAGCCCAGGGGUCAGGCACAACGAGCAAACGCUUGGCGUGAGGGCGCUCAAUUGGACGUAGCCAAGACAGGCCUGGCCGGCACAGAGGGGCCUGUGGCCACGGCGGGAGGGCCGGGCACGCGGGCGACUCCACUCACCGCGACGGAUUCAGAGCCCGCAUUGUCGUGCGCCGCCUCCGAGGAGAACGCCUCACGAGACGGGCGCGACGAGGAGCUCGCGGACUCGCAGCAGCAGCAGGGACGCACGACGUCUCCUCCCGCAGGCAAAGUCGACCCCUCGCAAGAGAGAGGACGAAGGGACGUGGGCCUGCAGCAGAGUGGUGACAUUAACGAGGGGCCCCUUCCCGGGGCGAAGCACGGGCCCCCAGCGACGUCUAAAUUCAGCCGCCCCCAAAGCACGGGGCCACAGACCGCUCCCUCUCAUUGCGAGGAGCCUCCGGGCCCUGCUUCCAGGAACAGCAAGAAAGGUGGUAGCAGCAUAGAAAAAUCAGUGAAAGAUCUCCAGAGGUGUGCAGUGUCGCUCUCCCGAUACCAACUGCUGGUUCAUGAGGAGAUGGAUGCCUCUGUCAAGAAGAUUAAAAAGACGUUCUCAGAAAUACAACAAUGCCUCAUGGACAGGGAGGUAACAGUCCUCUCAGAACUGGACAAAGUAAAACGAGAAGCCAUGACGUUUCUAGAAAACAGACAAAGGAUGGCGUCAGAGCUGAAGAAGCAGUGCGACCUGUCGGCGAGGCUGUCCGAGGCGCAACUUGGCGAGCUCCGAGCCAAUAUAAAGCUCUUUGUGAGUGAAAGGAAAUACGACGAAGAGUUGGGGAGAACGGCACGAUUCACCUGUGACCUGCCGACCAUCGUACAAGCAAUGGAAACCUUUGGUAAAAUUUCUCACCCGAGGACCGGUUGGAGGGACAAUCCUCGCCAUGGAUCCGAGUCCUCAGCAUCCAGCCACUCGGCUCAGUUUGGCUCCAGCGACGUUGGGGAAUUCUCGGAGGACUCGAGGAUUAAGCCCCCCGCUGUUCAACCCGUGCCAGCAGAAACAAGAGCAAGUACACCAUACCAGGCUUCUGGAGACAAAGUGAGGGACCGGCACCAUUUUCAAGGGAAAACCAUUUACAACUCCAACCAGCAAUACAGGGGUGACUGGAAAGGGCAUGACCACAACGGGCCACAAGGCGACCCAAGGUUCAGGCAUGGAGCAUUAUACAGGCAGCAUGGUCACCGGGGGCGGGGCAGGAGGGUACCUGACAGCAAGGAGCACCACCGUGCCCAGUCCUGCACCAGUGCCCAGUCCUGCACCAGUGCCAGCGAGCCACACGACAGGCCCUGCCCAGCAGCAGUCGGAGCGGCAGGAAACGAGGGAUCGAGCCUGCUGCCGGUCGGCAGGCUCGGAGAGACGACGGAUGGUGGUGGAGGUGGCGGUGAUAUCUGCGCCUCACGGCGUAAGCCUCUCUACCGGCACACUCGACGAUGCCCCGCCGUGGACAGCGCCCAUGCCCGCGAGGUCGCCUUAGACAGCCGCCUUCAGUGCAAGGAUUGAGGCGCUCACAGCCACUUCCAUGGAGCUCGCGUGAACACGGGCUGCUGCGAGUCGUGUCGGGAAGCCCUCUCAACUCCCAAAAAAAUACAACCUGGACAUGUGGCAUGCCAGUGUUUGAACAUUCUCCUGAUUUGGAUUCUAGAAAACACAACUGUAAAACGUUGUUGUGGUGGUGGUGGUAACUAAUUGACAUUUAUUGUCAAUGUUUUUAUCUCAGGACCAGCUUUUGACUUCAUUUUCUGCUAAAACAAAUUCAGUGGCUUGGCAAAGUAUUUCACUUUUGUUCAGUGAAAGCGGUACAUUGCACUACCUUGUAGGAUCAUCAUCAGAGCAAGUCUUGCACAAAAAAGGAAAAUGUUAAUAUUUCCAUAGCAAAUAUUACCCUUGAGGACUCAUACCUUAUUGUAUGUUUUAUUGUGUAAUGCCAAAAUUGUAAAAGAAAAUUCAAUCAAAAAGCACUACUUUUGCUGACAAGUGCCUUGCGGUGUGAAACUGUUCAAUAGUUUACUGUUUUUGUUUUGUGUGUCACUGUAGAAGGAAAUGCAGCAACUUCUUUUUUGUAAACGACUCUUAGUUGUACAUUCAUGAGAAAUGCAACAAUUGUGUCAAGAUUCAACAAAAUGCCCUUUGUACAUUAGCUGCAAUAUGCACGUUUUCAAUUUCGGUUCAUUAGAAGUUAAUGUUGCCAAUUUCCUCCGAAUAUUGGUUUAACAUCAUCAGGAGCUGCAAUUUCAAGUCAGUCGCUUGAUCCGAUAGGUCAGCUUGGUGUUGUAGAGUGCCAUCGUUUACAGAUAUUCCAUUUAAUGAGCUGCAAUUAAACUAACUCCUGGAUAUGUCCGAAACCAGCACUCCACCAAACCCAGUGUGGCCUGUUGUGCCAUUUCAAGCAAAUAAUGACUGCUCUCUUUGGGAAAUAAAUAGUUGAAAAGUCUCCACGAUAAACACUCGAGAGGCAGUGAGUAGGCACUGGCUUUAGGAAAUGGAAUAAAACCAUAUAACACCACAACAAGGGGAUACCAUGACCACAUUUAUUUAAGUUCAAAUAACAAAUGCGCCAAGUUUGAUAUUUUGGGUUUGCACCUUGUGUGUUUUUCUUCGAGAGAAAAUAAAACUUCUGAUGCUCUUCUCAGAUAUACUGCUCAGAGUUUCAACGGUACCAGUAUCAAUGUUUGCUUAAUAUUGUUUAAUAUUACAGGCAAAUAAAUGUUUAUUUUAAGACUGUU